Caenorhabditis remanei is the source of this 291-nucleotide messenger RNA. RefSeq lists its product as uncharacterized. The coding region runs from base 1 to 291 and encodes 96 amino acids. Gene Ontology annotation, cellular component: cytosol. The transcript is spliced from 3 exons. Gene Ontology annotation, molecular function: polyubiquitin modification-dependent protein binding. The record is from RefSeq and is a predicted model, not a curated record. Gene Ontology annotation, biological process: ubiquitin-dependent protein catabolic process. NCBI's taxonomy places the organism in Eukaryota, Metazoa, Nematoda, Chromadorea, Rhabditida, Rhabditidae.
AUGCACAAGUGUGUAGACAGACCAGAUGGCUGGCAGGAAAACGGAGAGGUGGUACGUACCUACUGUAGGUAUUACGGAUCUGGAUGGUUCACAGUGAUCCUAAAGGAUACUGUAGUCACUGAAAGAGAUCUUACGUCUGCUGCACCACUCAACCCGGAACAAGCUUAUGCUUCCCAACUCGAACAGCUUCAAUCGAUGGGAUUCUCGGAUCGUGCGAGAAAUUUGGCGGCGCUGACCGCAACUCUCGGCGAUCUCAACGGAGCCGUCGAACGUCUUCUCAACUCUCCAUAA